AUGAUUUGGAUAGAAGAUGUGGAUUACGGUGGAGAAGCCGAUGGAAUCGCAACGGUGGUCGACUGCGGUCGACUACGCCUAACUGUCCACAACAGAACAGCCCACGCCAAUUUUGUGAGCCUUCAGAGCGCGAAGCACGAAUCGCUGGUACGAUUUGAGGCCAUGGGCUCGUCCGCUCCUUUCGGUGAUCUGUUUUCCUCAGACGACUUUGACUCCCAAGGCUUUCUGCAUGCGCCGACACCGCGGUGGUCUGAUCAAGCGGACUCGGUCUCACCGUUUUCUGACUCUUAUCCAUCACUAUCUACCGAUCACCAACGAGCACUGAGAUCAUCUACUCCUUGUCUCCGACCUCAUCUGCGAGCGCAGAAAUUGACUCUGCUUCAACCAUCGGAAUGGGAUCAGAACAAAACGUAUAAUGAUGAUCCUCCCAUUUGCCUCUGCAUCACGAUCGGGUGGAAAGUGACUCUGAAUGGCAAGCCUUUCAGGCGAGACACUGAGCAGGAUGUCGUGUUGACACUCGCUUCGUACUGGGAGCUCUUCUUACAUUCAAAAGUCGAGGAUGCUGCGGCUAAGAAGCGUGCCCAGGAGAAGGCCAUGACGUUGCAAGGCGCAGAGAUCACGGUCUCAGUCAAACAACGUGGAGAGCGACCCCUAAUCAAGCAAUACAAUGAGACCAACAUUGACUGGUCUACGAUUGAGAAACAACUUAUUAAGUGGGGUGAGGUCUUUCCAGGAAAGGAGCUGCGAGUGGAUCUGUCCGUCAAUUACAAAGAUUCUGAGGACGCAGGCCAACAACUGAAGACCAGUUCAGCGAAGAGACCGGACAAACGCUCUGCGCGGUCAGCCACGCAACAAAUGCGAGCUGAACUUGAUGCCGAGCUUGACGAUCAACAGGCCUCAGGCAAACCUGCUAUCUGGCCGGGUGUAUUCCAUCUCUUCCGAUGUCUUUUGUCUUCGUGCAACGCGCCAAACUACUGCUGGCCUGACCCGGUCGCCGGGGUACAUCGAAAACUGAAUAAUCCUAUGCUCAAGAAACUCGUCAAGUACGCUGAAGACGGCAACCCUCUGAAUACUCCCAAUGAUGUCCCGGAAGGUCUUCGAGAGGAGAUCCGUUUGGAAGAUCAGCAAAGAUAUGAUCGCAAAAGGAAGGCGAGAGCGGUAUCUCCCCAACAUUAUCCUCCUGUUAAUAUCACUAAUUAUUUGCCUGGUCACCCUGAGCCAGCAUCACUACAGCCUCCGGACGUGAAAGCUGACUCCGUAAACGCCGCUCCAAAAGCAGUGAGUGCUCUUGACAUCCCAGGUUUUCGUGAUGAUGCAGUCAAAGAUUACGUUCAUUACCUGCAAAGUAAAGUACGCAAUAAGCGGCAUCAAGCUGAGUUCGAAAAAGCCGGAAAUAUCGUGUUGGACGACUUCCUUGAUCUGGACCAAGUCUACCAGGAACAUAAUACUGACUUCUUCACCGCACGAGAUGUGAAAUUGGCCCCAGCCAUCCAAUUUAUCAGGGAUAUUCCCGCUUUCGUUAGGCAUCGGCAAGCGAAGGAUAACUACGUGUGAGAUUUGGCAAAAGACUGAUUUUUCUUGGGGUAUGGUGUUGAUAGAUGCUGUAACAUUGUAUAUGCACUGGUCAGAGAGCCUUGUAGAUCGCAGAUUGAUAACCUUUCAAAAUUUU
This is a messenger RNA of Exophiala oligosperma, 1669 nucleotides long. RefSeq lists its product as uncharacterized. The record is from RefSeq and is a predicted model, not a curated record. Lineage: Eukaryota; Fungi; Ascomycota; Eurotiomycetes; Chaetothyriales; Herpotrichiellaceae. The coding region runs from base 1 to 1554 and encodes 517 amino acids. The transcript has a single exon.